AUGUUUUUGUUUCAAGUCUUGUCUUUUUUGACAGCUUUGCUUAGCUGUGAGACUUUGCGCCUAUGCCAGCAGGGCGAGACGGAAAAUUGCCUUCUCGAUGUGCCGAGACUUGAGAUCAGACAACUUGACGCUUUACAGAGAAAACAUCUGAUUAAUGCAUUUCGAGGUGAGAAAAUGCAGCACAAGAGAAAGGAAUGGGAGCGCAUUUUGGAAGGAGAUCUCGCUCAUGAUCUCAUCAGAAGACUUGAUGAUCGACUCUCGAUUGAAGGCUUUUUCACGCCUUAUUGGGACUCAAGAAUAGACCGAAGAUUGGCCAAACCGGAAGACUCAACACUUUUCCAUGAUGAUUUCUUACCGCGUCAACUCAGCAGAAAAGAGAGAGCCACAAAGCAAAAUGAAAGAAGAAAAGACUCUCACCCACUUGCUGAUAUUCGAAAAACGAAAAACAGUCAGCUUUUUUUCGUUCUUCAUGAAGUAGCCAAAGCAAAGAGAUACAUCAAUGAAUCCUGUGCUUCUUUGUGUGCGAUAAAAAAUGAUUGGCUUUUCUGUGAUCGACAAAUCGAUCGUUGUGUGGCAACGAUCUCAUUGGGAACAAUGGAUGCUUUAGAGGAGCUCAUUCAUGAAGCUGAUCAGAUACUUAAUGCGGUCACAACCAUUGAACCGGGAAAAGCGGAAAGGAGAAGAACGUUUAGAAAUCUUUUCAUCAAGCCGCUCGAUGAUGAGCUCAUUGGAGUACAAAAGGAGAGUCCUGAAUUGGAGAUUGCACUCAGUUUGCCGACUGAGAUUCCACACAAAGCUGUGUACUCGAUUCAUGAACAAGGAUCGAAAGUCGAAGAAAUGAUUGAUGUGAUUGCUUUCAAACCAAUGAUGAGUACUACUGAGCCAAAAGUUGACAUGGAUGAGGCUGACGAUGUUCCGGUGACUCUACGGGAAGAGUCGUCAACCCCGUAUUUCCAAGACGUUCCCAUCAGUAAGAUUCCUAUUGCUACACGGCUUCCCCAGAAGGGUUCUCCAUUGCUUACUGGAGAAUAUCUCCCAAGAAAGGCGAUUCUCUUUGAUGCACCGGCUCCAUUCCCCACCGUUUACUUCACAGUCACUGUCGUCGAGGGUGAAUACAGAAAACGAAACCGUCGCCAACGUUUUGCCUCGGGUGUUACUGCUUUCACGACAGGUGCCAAUAUGCCAAGCGGAUACACACAUACUUUUGAGGGUAAAUCAUUGAAUGGAACCACAAUGCUGAGAGCUCUUGAUCCACAUGUGGCUGGGAUUUUGACCGAAUUCAAUGUGACUGUUGUUGACAGUCGUGGAUUCCCGUGUCAACAAAUGUGCAAGCACGAAGCCAAAAAUUCGUAUCGUCCGUGUCCGACAGAUGUGAUUCGAUUGAGCACUUUCGCCCAAUACGCUGACGAUAUACCCAUCUAUCAGAACUCGUUGGAAGCCUCGCAAGCGGCAUGGCUGGGACAGGGGUAUUUCCGGCGAAGAAAAGCCGACUAUUUGGUCUACAAGUGCAGAAGUGAGAAACGAAUGCGAAAAAGAGAAAAACAGUCGCCA
Molecule: messenger RNA, 1551 nt
Organism: Mesorhabditis belari
Lineage: Eukaryota; Metazoa; Nematoda; Chromadorea; Rhabditida; Rhabditidae
Source: the annotation of a GenBank genome assembly